Dermatophagoides farinae (American house dust mite) is the source of this 1705-nucleotide messenger RNA. RefSeq lists its product as uncharacterized. The record is from RefSeq and is a predicted model, not a curated record. NCBI's taxonomy places the organism in Eukaryota, Metazoa, Arthropoda, Arachnida, Sarcoptiformes, Pyroglyphidae.
UAAAAAAGAAAUGGCAAAAGAAUUACAUGUUGAUCGUAAUUUAAUCAAUGUUAAUUUUGAUUCAUAUCGGCUACAAUCAAAUGUACAAUGGGAUAUUAAAUCAUUGCCAUUUGAAUCGAUUUAUGGCCGAUUACAAACAUUGGAAUUGGAACAAAAUGAUUAUAGUUUUGUUCAUGUUUCAAUGGCAUCGAAUAUCAAUAAUCUGUUUUACGAUAGAAUUUCGUCGUCAGAUCGAAUGUAUUUUAUAACUGAACAAGGCUCAAUUAUCGGUAUUGAUCAUUGUGGUUAUAAAUUCAACAAAUUGUUUCAAAUUCCCGAUUAUAAACGACUUUCAUCAUAUGCAUCGAUAGCAUUCUUAUCAGAAUUAUUUGUUGUCAUUGCUCAUUCUAAACGUUUUGAUUUAAAUCGUUUCACUACAGAUCUAUUGAUCAUUGAAAGAAAUUUUUCAAAUGAAUUAUGGACAUUGAAAACUAUUGCUCAUUUCAAUGGUUUGAAUGCGAAUAAUAAAUUCCAACAAUCAUCACAUAUGUAUCUAUUCAACACUGGUGGUUCUAUUUCCAAUUCAUUAUCGAUUUUUUCAAUUAUACUUGGUUCAAUUAUCAAACAUGAAAAAGAUUCUAGUGAUAUAAUCAAUAAUAAUCAAUUUAAAAGUUGUUUCUGUUCAUCAUUACAUUGGUUAACAUUGGACAGACAGAAAUGGACAAUACAAAAUUAUCGUCAAUUAAUUGAAAAUGGAAUGAAAUCAGAUUGGCCAAAAUAUGUAGCCAUUUCAGAUGAUAAUAAUCUUAUCGUUAUAAGUAAUGGACGAAUGAAAUUUUUAAAUAUCAUCAUCGAUAGUAUUUUACAGGAAACUAUUGAUGAAAAUGAUGAAAUUAGUAUUGCACAAAAAUUUGAUACAGGUGAUAUGGUCAACCGGAAACCUGAUCAACAUGAUAAUAUUUUUGACAAUAAUCGUUUGGAACUUGAAGAUUGUGAUUUACAGGAUUUUUAUGAUCGUUUAAUUAUGACUGUGUUUAAAAAUGAAACCGGUGAUAUUCAAAAUGAAUUCGAUUUAACAUCACAUCAAUGGAUAUGUACGAUACCGAAUAAUAGUGGUGAAUAUAGGUUACCAUUUUUUGUUAUCAGACAUGAUGUCGAUGCAUUCAUCUAUGAGAUCAACAAUGGUGAUGGUCAAUACGAACCAAAACACGUUGGUGUAUUUGAUGCAUUUGGCUAUAUUCAAGCAUCCAGAACGGAAAAACGUUUUAUCACCAUAAUUCCAAAUAACAACAAUGGUGAUGGAAUUCAAAUGAUUCAAUGGCCAUAUGCAGUGAUUGUUGAAUCUAUUGAUAAAUUAUCAAUAUAUUGGAAGAAUAACAACAACAAUCAAUCAUCAUCAUCAUCAUCAUCAUUGAAUAAUAAUGGUAACCAUACAAUUGUACAAUUGUUACAACGACAACACAGUGAUAAUCAACAACGAAAUGAUGACAUGAUUCAAGGAUUGUUUGCUUCAUCGAAUUUGUCAAUCAUAUUUGUUUUGACUGACAAUUGUGUUUGGUAUAUCAAAUUCAAAUAAACGAAAUGAAAAUUGUAAACAAAACAUCAACAUCAUUCAACCAUGAAUCAACCACACAACCCCAGGAUUUUUGAAUCCAAAAAUCGAAAUGAAUUUAAACAACGAGGAAACAAAUUUUUCAAACUCUGAAAAACAAAAAAUCCACACUGC